GUUUGAAAAGCUGCUAGUUUAGGUUUCUGUAGAAAACAUUCUGAAGCGAUGGAUUCAGUACUUCUACACGAAGAAGCUGAAGGAUACAUUCAAAGCCUGGAAAAGAUGUCAUUGCGCGAUAUCGGAAGCCCGAGAUGGUUUCGCCAGCAUGAAUUUAUUGAGAAGCUGAAUAUGCAAGCUAUUCUGAACGCCAGCGCCAAUCAGGAGGAAUUCAUUAAAGACCUUUUCGUUUCUCUCGGAAAGAUUCCCACACUGGUACAUGCCAUGAUACUUACCGAAGUAUGGAAACAUAAAGUGUUUCCUAAAAUUUGCAAACUCCAGGACUUUAACCCAAAGAGCACAUUUCUUCUGUACAUGGUGAUUCAUCAUGAAGCUACCAUUAUAAACCUGCUGGAGACGAUUAUGUACCACAAAGAGUCCAGUGAAGCUGCUGGUGAUUGUGUUCUUGACUUAGUGGAUUACUGUCAUCGCAAACUCACACUGCUAGUGGGACGCUCUGUAUCUGGAGAAAUUUCAACUCAGGACAGAAUCACACACACACAGAUUUCAGGCACGGCAUCUGUACAGGAUCUGCAAAAGCAAAGUGAUAUGUUAGAGUUUGAAAUCUCUAUCAAGGCUCUGUCAGUCCUGUGCUACAUUACUGAUCACGUUGAGAGUUUGAGUUUGAGUGUGCUCUCGCGGAUGCUGUGCACUCAUAAUAUGCCAUGUGUGCUGGUUCAGCUGGUGGAAAAUUGCCCCUGGAAAAGAGGUACACAGGAGAAAUACACAGAGGGCAAAUGGAGAGCCGUCCUCCCUGAAGAUCAGCUGAAGCUGAGUAAACAUGAUGGCCAGGUGUGGAUAGCUUUACUAAACCUGAUGCUCAAACCAGACUGCCAGCGGAAAUAUGAUUUCAACAGCUUCAAUAAAACACAACUCUUAAAACUUCGUGGGUUUCUGACAGAUGUUGUGAUAGAUCAGUUACCAAACUUACUUGAUCUCAAGCAUUUCCUCAGUCAACUUGCUCUCACAGAUCCAGUGGCUCCUAAAAAAGAUCUCAUCUUGGAGCAGCUGCCAGAAAUAUGGAAUAAUAUUGUAAUGGAGAAUGACAAGAAGUGGAAAGCCAUUGCCAAAUACCAAGUGACGAAUGUUUUUAACCCCUCUGAAAGUGAACUGAGAGAACAGGCUAGCAGGUUGGCUCAAACGUAUAAUCUGGAUGUGAUGGAGAAUCUAAUCCCAGACAAACCUAAAUGUGGAGCCUGUGGAAGAACGGGUGUGAAACGCUGCUCCCGCUGUCAGGGAGAGUGGUACUGCAACAGGGAGUGUCAGGUGAAACACUGGCCCAAGCACAAGCCCUCAUGCAACCUCAUGGCAGAGGCUUUCCAGAAACUGCAGGAGGAAAUGAAGAUCAGCAGCUGAAGGGGAGGGAUGCUGUGGACACAGAUAUGCUUUACAACAUGUCCACUACUGAACGUCUUAUUGAAUGCACACUAAUAGUAAAAGACACAAGAAACUGUU
Danio rerio (zebrafish) is the source of this 1494-nucleotide messenger RNA. It is a transcript of the gene zmynd10, whose product is annotated as zinc finger, MYND-type containing 10. The record is from RefSeq and is marked provisional. NCBI's taxonomy places the organism in Eukaryota, Metazoa, Chordata, Actinopteri, Cypriniformes, Danionidae. Gene Ontology annotation, cellular component: centriolar satellite; cytoplasm; dynein axonemal particle.